Messenger RNA from Drosophila gunungcola (fruit fly), 1897 nucleotides. Its product is annotated as carbohydrate sulfotransferase 11. Bases 153 to 1142 code for a protein of 329 amino acids. NCBI's taxonomy places the organism in Eukaryota, Metazoa, Arthropoda, Insecta, Diptera, Drosophilidae. Gene Ontology annotation, biological process: carbohydrate biosynthetic process. The transcript is spliced from 3 exons. Gene Ontology annotation, cellular component: membrane. The record is from RefSeq and is a predicted model, not a curated record. Gene Ontology annotation, molecular function: sulfotransferase activity.
CAUUGAGAACGCCGCCACCCUGAAGUUUGUCCACCGCGUCAAGUAUUUCGGGCGUCAGCGACAGCGUUGAAGUGAACCAAAAAACCAAUGAUAGUGUCUUUAACAAUCGUCAAACAUUCGAUUCGAAAGUCGGGCAGCAAAUCGCGGUCAAUAUGGAUCAACUGGUUUGGCUUUCAUUUUGCAUUUCACUUGGAUUAUUGCUCCUGGGUAGUUUCACCGCCGGCCUCCCGUUCGAGGAUGGCAACAAUAACAACGUCAAGAUCACCCGCCGCAGCUUGGAGCUGACCCAAACCAUCAACAUUCAGCGGCAGGAGUACAUGCAGCGGCAAUGCGAACUUCUGGGGGAGCACACCCAAACGCUGGAGGAUCUCAGCGAGCUGCAGAUGGACCACAUGAUCGUGGACAGGGAGCACAAGCUGCUCUACUGCUAUGUGCCCAAGGUUGCCUGCACGAACUGGAAACGGGUGCUGAUGAUGCUCACAGACAAGUGGCACAACGGAACCGAUCCUCUGCAGAUUCCGGGCUCUUUAGCUCAUUCGGUGGGAAUGUUUACCAAGCUGUACGAUUUAACCGAAGCGGAGCAGCAGCAGGUGCUCAGCGAAGACUAUACGCGAUUUAUCCUGGUGCGACAUCCCUUCGAGCGGCUACUGUCCGCCUAUAGAAAUAAGUUGGAGGGCGAUUCUCCCAGUGCCCGGUACUUCCAGUCGCGAGUGGGACGUCAGAUUGUAAAGGAACUGCGACCGGGAGCCAGUAACGAUUCGCUGGAACACGGUGACGAUGUUAGCUUUGGGGAAUUUGUAAAAUAUCUGGUUACUCCAGAGCUAAGUCGAGCCAACCAAUCGGAUUACAACGAGCACUGGGAGGUUAUAGCCAAGCUGUGCAAUCCCUGUGUGAUGAAGUACAACGUAGUGGGCAAAUACGACACUCUGCUAGACGAUUCCGCCUUGGCCCUGUAUUUGGCUAAAGCCAACAAUCUAACAUUCCCCACCGGCCACAAGCCGUCGAGCACGCGGGCCAAUCUGCGCACCUAUUUCGAUCCGCUGCCAAUCGGUGCCAUACGCCAGUUGUACGAAAUCUACGAGGAGGACUUCCGGCUCUUCGACUAUGCAUUGGAUGACGUCCUGGGCUUUGAGUUCGGAUGAUAAUGCUCUCUCUAUAUUUCCAAGUCACCACCAUAACGCUUUCCACUGGAAAAGAUUGUGAUUUUAGGCUAGGAUUCGUAGAAUUUAGUGCACUCCAACGCGAAUAUUAAUUUUAAUAUGUAUACCUCCCCGCGCACAAAUGAUUCCAAGGGUUUCGAUUAUAGGUAUUUUUAAUGUUUGUUUUCUAGGAUUAAGUUAAAUUAGGAAUUAUUUUGACAUGAUCAAAAUAUGUCAUUAAUUCGUAUUUAAUUUGUAUGUAAUUGAUCAAAUGACAUUUGAAAUAAAUGUCAACUGUUCGAUAACCUUUCUGAGUCCUACAAACAAAUCUGACAAAUCUCCAAAAACCCAAAAAAGCAACUACAAAAUUGGUUUUCGUAUCAAAAUCUUGGGAAAAAAUGGUCACCAGAUGGAAUGUCAUACAUUGGCGAAUUCGGCAUUAAAUUGCAUGACGAUACCCUUAUCAAAAAUUCGAAAAUUUGUCAUAAAAUUAAUUGGAAAUGUAACUGCGUUACAAACUUCUGAUCAAUUUAAAAUACCCUCUGAAAGGGUAUAAUAACCGACAGCUUAUCAUGAAAAAUCGCGAGCUAUUUACUGUGUGCGUGCACUUUUCGCUUUGGAAAUCCUGCCCUUUGUUAUCAGUAGAACGUUAAUAGCAUUGAAUAGAGAAUACUAUUUUUGUCUUUCAAAUCUGCCUUUGAUUGCAAGGAAGCUUUCAUGUUUUCGUCAGCGCAAAAUAAAAAGCUCAAUCAACUCGA